Aspergillus pseudoviridinutans is the source of this 2001-nucleotide messenger RNA. It is a transcript of the gene abd1, whose product is annotated as mRNA (guanine-N7)-methyltransferase. The transcript has 4 exons. Gene Ontology annotation, molecular function: mRNA 5'-cap (guanine-N7-)-methyltransferase activity. Bases 1 to 2001 code for a protein of 666 amino acids. The record is from RefSeq and is a predicted model, not a curated record. Lineage: Eukaryota; Fungi; Ascomycota; Eurotiomycetes; Eurotiales; Aspergillaceae. Gene Ontology annotation, biological process: 7-methylguanosine mRNA capping. Gene Ontology annotation, cellular component: nucleus.
AUGUAUGAUCCAGCACGGGACAGUUGGGAGGAGCGAGAUGGAGACGAAGCUAGGUCUCGCUGGGGCCUCGCCUCCGAUCAGCCCCAGGCGGGCUUCUCAUCUUCGGAGCAGGUUCAGACUGCAACUUGGGAAAAUAAGAACACUACUGAUCUGAGACAUCCUUACCCCGAUUUAAAGACUAACGCAUCCGCGGAAGUACUAUAUGCGGAAUCGCAGCCAGCACAAUCAACUACGCAAACUCCUCCCUCCAUCUCAACUCAAUUACAGUCGCCUGCAAAUCUCGCAGCGCAGGAGGCUUCGCACACACGACCUUUGACAUCUACGGCAGAGAAUCAAGCGAACAAAGCAACUACAACCAUGGAAAACCGUUCCGAUUCGGCGACACCUAAGCCCAGAGCGGAUCCUUCAGACAAGCCGAAUCGGCCAGACCAGGUCGCUCCGCCUACCGAUCGGAAUGGAUCUCAAGGUGAUAAAAAGAGGAAGGUGCCCGCGGAGGAGAAUAUGUCCGAAAAAUCACAGCUAGCUCCAGACCGCCCCAUGUCCAAGCGGAAGCGCAUGGAAGAACGACACCAGAAGCUACGAAAGCGCGGUAGGACACCUCCUUCGGCGUACUCUCGCCGUGACGCAGAUGAGACAGCAUCAGCUGCCAACCGCAAUGGUUCAACUUACCGAUCCACCUCACCCCUUCCACCUCCACGGUCUCCUACUCCAGAGGAACAACCCCGGCAGCGCAAACGGCCCGGUGGUGGGGCUCGAAUGGGACUGGUGGAUCGGGAGACGUUGCGCCGGAGACAAGAAGAAAGAGACCGUGCCCAGGUUGAAGAGGCGAUGCGGGCUUCCCAGGGCCGCGGGUUGACAGAUGUUGUUCGUCAACACUACAACGCAGUGCCGCAGCGCGGUAGAGAGUGGCGGAAGACAGAAAGUAAGAUCAAGGGCCUGCGGAGCUUCAACAACUGGGUCAAGAGUACCCUUAUCCAGAAGUUUUCUCCGGACGAGGAAUUCCUUGCGCGGUUCAAUGGCACCAAGGACUGGGCUGAAGACGGCGGCGUGCCUCCGGUAGAGGAAAAGCGACUUCUUGUGAUCGACUUGGGCUGUGGCAAGGGUGGUGACCUUGGGAAAUGGCAGCUGGCUCCUCAACCAGUUGAUUUGUACGUUGGUCUUGAUCCGGCAGAGGUAUCAAUCAUCCAAGCCCGCGAACGCUACAAUGGAAUGAAAUCGGGACGUGGUAAUCGCGGCCGGCGUAAUCCCAUCUUUCAUGCCGAAUUUCAACCCAAGGACUGCUUCGGAGAAUGGCUGGGGGAUGUCGACAUUGUCCAGCAGGUUGGCAUUGACCCCAAUGCAGGCCCAGGGGGUUCUGUCAUGAGCUCACGGUGGGGCGGAGGCGGAUUUGACGUGGUAGCAUCCAUGUUCGCGAUCCACUACGCCUUUGAAAGUGAAGAAAAGGCAAGGCAGAUGCUGCGCAAUGUUGCAGGAUGUCUGAAGAAGGGAGGCCGAUUCCUCGGCGUUUGCCCGAACUCGGACGUGAUCAGCGCGCGAGUAGCAGAGAUCAAUGCGAAGAAGAAGGAGCGGCAGGCGCAAGCCAAAAAGGAAAAGACAGACGAGGCUCCUGAGGACGGCGAGGUGGAAGAGGAUGACGGCAAGGUAGAAUGGGGGAACCAGAUCUACCGGGUCCGGUUUCCUGUUACGACUCCUGAGGAUGGUAUUUUCCGUCCUCCUUUCGGAUGGAAGUACAGCUACUUCAUGGAAGAGGCCGUUGAAGAGGUGCCGGAAUACGUUGUUCCCUGGGAAGCUUUCCGAGCUCUUACGGAGGACUACAACCUCGAGUUGCAAUACCGCAAGCCAUUCCUGGAUAUUUGGCGUGAUGAAAAGGAUGAUCCGGAGCUGGGGCCCUUGAGCGAACGCAUGGGUGUCCGUGAUCGAGCCACUGGCGAACUGCUGAUGACCGAGGAGGAAAAGGAAGCGGCCAGCUUCUAUCAUGCAUUCUGUUUCUACAAGGUGUAA